Sinocyclocheilus grahami is the source of this 1684-nucleotide messenger RNA. It is a transcript of the gene fmoda, whose product is annotated as fibromodulin a. The coding region runs from base 103 to 1137 and encodes 344 amino acids. Gene Ontology annotation, molecular function: protein binding. The record is from RefSeq and is a predicted model, not a curated record. The transcript has 3 exons. Lineage: Eukaryota; Metazoa; Chordata; Actinopteri; Cypriniformes; Cyprinidae.
GCAUUCUUUGCCAAAGCCACUUCAUAUUGCUACAAGGACUCGCAGUGAGACAGAGAAGGCAGUGCCUUUGUUGAUCAGCUGUCAAGUCUCUUGCCAGUGACAAUGCGGCUUAUCACUUUCCUGCUGUUGGGGUUUCUAAAGUUCUUACUGGCUCAGGACAGUGAUCCUUUCCAGUGGGUUUCUUCCCUGCACAGCUGUGGAUACGCCUCUCUGCAGGCCGACAACACCGGAGGAGAAUGUCCUGAGGAGUGUGACUGUCCUCCAACCUUCCCAAUCGCCAUGCACUGUGACAACCGCAACAUGAAACAAAUGCCUUACAUCCCAUCCCGGAUGAAAUAUGUGUACCUGCAACACAAUCAGAUCACCUCUGUUCCAGAUAAUGCUUUUGGAAAUGCCAGCAACCUUGUGUGGGUUAUGUUGCAUGAGAAUCAUAUUAACUCAGUGGGCAAGCAAGCGUUUGCUAAACUGGUGAACUUGGAUCGCCUGUACCUGAACAACAACAACCUAACCGAAGUGCCGUCCAACCUGCCUCGCUCACUACGUGACCUUCGUGUCAAUCACAAUACAAUCGCCAAGUUGCCCCCUAACGCUUUUGAGGGCAUGGAGAAUUUGACCAUACUUUUGCUCCAUAACAACGAUCUCCAGGAUAUUGGUGGUGGCCUGAAAGGUCUGAAGUCGUUAACUCUGCUGGAUGUGAGCAGUAACCAGCUCAAGAAGGUUCCUAAUGGUCUCCCUGAGAUGCUUCACCAGCUCUACCUCGAGUCCAACUCCAUCGAAGCAGUUCCAGAGAACUUCCUCAGCCAGUUCACCAACCUACAGUAUAUCCGAAUUUCUCACAAUGAUCUCACAAACAAAGGUAUCCCUCAAAACACUUUUAACAACAGCGGUCUGGUGGAGCUGGAUUUGUCCUUCAACAAGUUGGAGAGCAUUCCUGUUGUUAGUACUAAUCUGCAACAUCUUUAUCUACAGGCCAAUCAGAUCAAAGAGUUUACAUUGGGCAGUUUCUGCAGUGUGGUGGAUGUCAUGAACUUCUCCAAGCUGAGAGUCUUGAGGCUGGAAGGAAAUGAGAUCAGUGCUGGAGACAUGCCCUCUGAAGCUGCCCUAUGCCUCCGUCUGGCUACUGAUAUUGCAGUGUAAUGGCAGUGACCAAUCAGCAGGGGGCUCUUUUGUUUUCCUCUAACAUUAUUAUAUCAGAGUGGCAUGUCUUUGCAUUGAUGUACAUUUUUAUUGUAGGGAAAUUUAUAGUGCCUUGGGAUUUUGUAUGAGAGGAAUAUAAUUUCCUGUGGACUUUAGAGAGAAGUACAAAUACUGAAAUGGGGGGAAAAGGAAAUUGAGAGAUUUAGAUAGGAAAUGGAGAUCCUCUGUUAGGGUAUGUGAAGCUUUUUUCUUUUUCUUUUUCAAAAGCCACAUAGCCAUUCUAAUAAUGACUUUCUGUGCUUUUACUCUGUGUUUGUGUGCUUGUCUGUUGGUUAGAUGACACUGUUGGCAGCGCAAAAAUCAGCAUUGCAGUUUGCUGUUUGUGUGAUGCACAUUUGAUUUACUUUAGGUUUGUGGAUUCAUGUCUCUUCAGGAACAAGGCUGUAUUUAUUCUACAUGUGAGACAGAAGAGCUGAGAACAGAAAGAUCUUACUUGACUACAUCCAUCUAACUUGUAUAAUGUAUUAUCCUAUAUAAUAUCAGAAGA